AUGGAUUUCGGCGGUUGGAGAUCGUACAGCAAGCAUAUCGAAGCCCCGAUCCAAAGUUCAGAGGGACCGUCCCAAAAGAAGACCAUCUCAAAGGUCCUCGUAGCCAACAGAGGAGAAAUCGCCGCCAGCAUCAUCAAGACGCUGCACAAAAUGUGUCUCCAAGCUGUAGCCAUCUACUCCAGUUCGGACCGUGCAUCUCCCCAUGUCCGUACGGCUGACGUUGCUCUGGAACUCAAAGGCCAGACUGUUUCGGAAACAUACCUCAAUAUAAACCAAAUAAUCGAGCUGGCCAAGGCCUCCGGGGCCGACACGGUCAUCCCCGGGUACGACUUUCUGUCAGAAAAUGCGGACUUCGCAAGGGCUGUGCAGAAUGCCGGGAUGGUAUGGAUAGGUCCCACCCCAAAGCAGAUGCAUGACUUGGGACUCAAGCACAAGGCUCGGGAGAUUGCCCGUGCUGCAGAUGUACCUACUGUGCCUGGGAGCCAAGGGCUCCUCAGCUCUCUAGAUGACGCUCUUCGAGAAGCACAGCGCGUUGGUUUCUGGCUCAUGUUGAAAAACACUGCUGGUGGCGGCGGUAUAGGUCUGAGUCACUGCGAAGACGAGGAGAGCCUCGCAACGGCCUUUGAAGCUGUGUCCAGACAGUCCCAGGCGAACUUUGGAAAUGGGGGGUUGUUUCUAGAGCGGUUUAUUACACAAGCUCGGCAUGUCGAAAUUCAGAUUCUCGGUGACGGGACUGGGCGGGCAAUAGCUCUUGGUGAACGCGAUUGCUCUCUACAGCGCCGCCAUCAGAAGGUUGUUGAGGAGAGCCCGGCCGUAAUGGUUCCCCAAGACGUAAGAGACAGGAUGAAGGCGGCCGCUCUGCGCCUAGCAUCGUCGGUCAAAUAUUUGAACGUCGGCACGGUGGAGUUUGUUUACGAUAUCAACUCAGCCGAAUUUUUCUUUCUUGAACUGGUCACUGGGUUAGACCUUGUUGAGUGUAUGAUCAAAACAGCGGGCGGCCGCUGGGAUGAGCUGUUCCCGGAAUCUCAGCAGCACUUUGUUUUGACGGGUGCGUCAAUCGAAGUGCGUGUUUAUGCAGAAAGCCCACUCCAAAGCUUCCGACCAUCCGCAGGUGAAAUCACAGAGUUGAUAUUUCCUGACGACCUGAGAGUCGAUACCUGGGUUGAACAGGGCACUACGGUAACCACCGCGUAUGACCCUAUGAUAGCCAAGAUCAUAUCCCAUGGCGCUGACCGUAAAGAGGCUCUCGAAAAGCUCCUCAAGGGGUUGUCCAAUACAAAAAUUGGAGGACUUCAGACAAACCUUGAGUACCUGCGCCAGAUUCUAGCCGGUCCUAUAGACAACUAUUCCUUCCGGUUGGCCAAUCGCCUCGUUGGGAACCCCACCACUACUGCAGGUCUGGAGUACACUCUUCAACAUCCUACGCUUAAGUUUCAUCAAGAGUCCAUAGUCGCAGUUACUGGAGGCGUUGUCACAGUGACCCUAGAUGGCAGUAUAGUCGCUAUUUCAAAGGCUAUCAAGGUUCAGCCGGGACAAGUCCUGCGGCUUGGGGAGAUUGAGCAUGGUUAUCGUAUGUACAUUGGAAUCCGCGGUGGCAUCAAUGUUGUCCCAGUAAUGGGCAGUAGGAGCACCUUUGAAAUCGGCAAGCUUGGUGGAUUCCAUGGACGAAAGCUACGAGCGCAUGACAUUAUACCGAUAUUUCCCUCUGAUACAUCCGAUACCGCCACCAGUAACCAAACAAUUCGCCCCAUUCCGAUCCCACACCAGCCGAACGCUGAAUGGCUAAUUCGAGUUGUUCCUGGCCCUCAUGGUGCUCCAGAUUGCUUCACAGAAGACUCGGUCAAACGGCUCGUCUCAGAGGGCUGGAAGGUUCACCACAAUAGCAAUAGACUGGGCGUCCGUCUCAAAGGCCCUUAUCCCGAGUGGGCACGAUCUUCAGGUGGCGAAGUUGGCUUGCAUCCCUCUAAUAUCCACGAUAGCCCAUACUCGGUGGGCAGUGUCAGCUUCACAGGCGAUGAAGCCGUGAUCCUGACCUGCGACGGACCUAGCCUUGGAAAAUUCGUUGUCUUCUGCGUCAUUGCCAGCGCAGAUAUGUGGAAGAUUGGCCAAUCAAGACCAGGAGAGGUUCAAACCCGUCACCCUUGA
Messenger RNA from Clonostachys byssicola, 2145 nucleotides. Lineage: Eukaryota; Fungi; Ascomycota; Sordariomycetes; Hypocreales; Bionectriaceae. The record is from the annotation of a GenBank genome assembly.